AUGUCUACAGUAUUAUCAGAUCGCCAAAAGGAGGAACUUCACAAGGCCAUCCUCGACUACCUAUACACAAAUGGUUUCACGGAAGCAUUCAAUUCCUUCAAAUCGGAGACCCAUUAUGAUGAUUUCAAUCCGGAUCCCAAGCAAAAGUACGCUGGAUUGUUAGAGAAGAAAUGGACGUCUGUUAUUCGGCUGCAGAAGAAGAUCAUGGACUUGGAAAAUAAGAAUACACAAAUGCAAGAAGAGCUUAACAAUGCACCUCUUCGAAAGACCAACUCUGCUGUCGAUUGGGUUCCACGUGCACCCGAAAAGUACUCAUUAACAGGUCAUAGAAAUCCGGUUACGCGGGUUACGUUUCAUCCAGUAUUUUCCGUGUUGGCUUCUGCAUCGGAGGAUACUACCAUAAAGAUUUGGGAUUAUGAAACUGGUGAAUUUGAGCGUACUCUUAAAGGACACACCAAAUCGGUUCAGGACAUAGCUUUUGAUCCGAAAGGAAAUUAUUUAGGUACCGCUAUUCAAUAUUUACUGAUGUUUUACGUUUCUUGUUCCGCAGAUUUAACAAUAAAAGUUUGGGAUUUGCAGAAUGAUUACAAAUGUGUCAAGACUCUGUAUGGACAUGAUCACAGUGUUUCCUCCGUGGAGUUCUUACCCUCCGGGGAUGUCAUCAUAUCCGCAUCUCGUGACAAAACGAUUAAAUUCUGGGAGUUGGCCUCGGGUUAUUGUAUAAGGACAUUCACUGGUCAUUUGGAAUGGGUGCGGAUGGUAUCACCAAGCGAGGAUGGCAAAUGGAUUGUGACUUGCUCUAACGAUCAGACUGCGCGUCUUUGGGAUGUUACAUCUGGGGAAUCCAAGAUGGAAUUUAGAGGUCACGACCAUGUUGUAGAAUGUGCAAUUUUCGCCCCGGCGACCGCAAUUCCCUUUAUACGGGAAAUGGUGGGACUUGUUGUUGAUCCAAAUGCUAAGUCUAAAGAUCAAAUACUUCCGGGACAGUAUCUCGUUACAGGCUCGAGGGAUAAGACCAUUAAAAUUUGGGAUUCCACAGGUCAAUGUGUAAAGACAUUGGUGAGUCACGACAAUUGGGUACGUGGCUUGGUUUUCCAUCCUAGCGGGAAAUAUCUUUUCAGCGCAUCUGACGACAAGACUAUGAAGAUAUGGGACGUGAAAACUGGACGUUGCACAAAAACUUUAGAAGCACACUCCCAUUUUGUAACGUGCAUUGCAUUUAAUCCGACGAGUCCUGUGGUUGCCACAGGGUCUGUGGAUCAGACGGUGAAGAUUUGGGCCCCGUAUAGACUUAAUUCUUUGGAUUUUAUAGAAAAAAAAAUGUUCGACCAACUUGACGAUCUAUCAAUUAACACCAUUCGCACACUUGCUGCCGAUGUCGUACGCAAGGCGAAUUCCGGUCACCCAGGUGCUCCCAUGGGUUGUGCACCGAUGGCACACGUUCUUUACCGAGGAUACGUUAUGGCCAAUCCGGCAAAUCCAAAAUGGCCCAACAGGGACCGUUUUGUGAUGUCCAAUGGCCACGCUUGUGUGCUACAGUACAUUUUGCUUCACUUGCUUGGUUAUAAUAUGACCAUGGGUGAUUUGCAAGCGUUCCGUCAGGUCGAUAGCAAAACUCCCGGACAUCCAGAGUCUCAUAUGACUGAAGGUAUCGAGGUUACAACUGGACCCCUGGGUCAAGGCUUCGGUAAUGCUGUGGGACUGGCCAUGGCACAGGCGCACCUUGCUGCCAUCUUCAACAAGCCAGGUUAUGAGUUGUUUACGAAUUACACUUAUGUGAUCACCGGUGACGGUUGUCUACAAGAGGGUGUCGCAUGCGAGGCCGCUUCUCUUGCAGGUCAUCUUCAGCUUGGCAAUCUGAUAAUCCUUUACGACGACAAUCACGUUUCAAUUGACGGCGACACUGAUGUAAGCUUUACGGAAGAUGUUGUUAAACGUUUCGAGGGUUACGGCUGGCACACCCAAGUCGUAGCUGAUGGCGACAGCGAUUUGGACGGCAUCGCUGCGGCAAUAGAAAAUGCAAGGAAAAUCAAGGACAAGCCAUCCAUUAUUAAGAUCAGAACUACGAUUGGCAUUGGUUCAAAGAAUGAAGGCACCGAGAAAGUGCACGGCAGUCCCCUACAUCAGGAUGAUAUUGUCGAGGUUAAGAAGAAAUUUGGAUUUGAUCCGGAGAAACAUUUUCACGUGCCAAGUUCGGUUUAUGAGUAUUACGCUCAAAUCCGGGAAAGAGGUGCUAAAGCCGAGGCUCGUUGGAACAAACUUUUGGAAGAUUACAGUGCAGAGUAUCCGCAGUUGGCCGCAGAGAUCAAGCGUAGGUUCGCCGGUGAACUGCCGAAAAAUUGGGAAAGUCAUCUGCCACGUUACACUCCUUCUGAUCCUCCGAUCGCCACUAGGAAAUUAUCCGAAAACGUUUUGAAUUGUAUUGCGGACGUUUUGCCCGAGUUGAUUGGCGGCUCGGCCGAUUUGACAGGCUCUAACUUAACGCGAUGGAAGACCGCCGUUGACUUUCAGCCUGAUUCCACGGGCAUAGGCAAAUACAGCGGUCGUUAUGUCAGGUACGGAGUCCGUGAACACGGCAUGGCGGCUGCGAUGAAUGGCUUAACUGCUUAUGGUGGAUUUAUCCCAUUUGGCGGAACGUUCUUGAACUUUAUAAGCUAUGCUCUCGGAGCUGUUCGAUUGUCAGCGCUGUCCUCGUUCCGUGUGCUUUACAUAAUGACCCACGAUUCCAUUGGUCUAGGGGAGGAUGGGCCAACUCAUCAGCCGAUAGAGACCGUUGCUGGCCUUCGCGCGUUACCCAACAUUCUAAUUUUCCGUCCAGCGGAUGGAAACGAGGUGUCCGGCGCCUACCUUUCCGCGAUUAAGAACAUCAGUCGUCCUUCAGUGCUUUCUCUCACCAGACAAAAUCUCCCACAUUUGGAAGGUUCUUCGAUUGAGAAAACGCUCAAGGGUGGUUAUGUCUUGCGAGAAGCCCCGGAUGCUCAUAUCACUUUAACUGGAACUGGUUCAGAGGUUUCAAUUGCCGUUGACGCUGCAAAAUUAUUGACCGCUGAAGGAAUCAAGGCACGUAUCGUGUCCCUUCCAUCAUUUGAGCUUUUUGAAGAGCAAGAUGAGGAAUAUCGGUCAUCGGUGUUCCCCGAUGGUAUUCCCGUGUUGAGCGUUGAGGCUCUUUCUACCUUUGGCUGGUCAAGGUAUGCGCAUGUAAGUAUUGGCAUGAAAACAUUUGGAACUUCCGGUCCGUAUAAAGAAGUUUACAAGAAGUACGGUCUCACUCCCGAGAAUGUCGCGGAUAAGGCGAAGAAAACGAUCGAGUUUUAUAAAACCCACCCCCUUAAUUCAGUUAUUCAUAGACCAUUCUAA
Acaulospora morrowiae is the source of this 3357-nucleotide messenger RNA. NCBI's taxonomy places the organism in Eukaryota, Fungi, Glomeromycota, Glomeromycetes, Diversisporales, Acaulosporaceae. The record is from the annotation of a GenBank genome assembly.